UAGAGCCCCAUGUUGGUGACGGACUCAACGUGAAAGAAAAUAUGGAGAGAAAACAUGUGUCCGCUCUUGCAAUGUAUCAGACUGCAAUGUCCCAGUCUGCACCCCAAAAUGAGGUCUCACAAGUUAAGAAAAAGAAGAAGAGAAAAGUGCAGAAUGGCCAACCGAUAGUCAUGUCCAAGAAGAUGAAAAAGAAAAAUUCUGCAGUGCGAAACGGGUUGCAAGCAAAGAAGAAAGAAAAGGAGAGGGCCUCGAAUGAAGAGGAACCACAACACAGAGAAAUGUCAGAUAAUGAUGCAGCAUCCCUGCCAAUUCUUCUGGACAGCCUAUCCAAAGUCAACAACAGUAGAGACAGAGCAAACAGUUUAUUUCAGUGGUUUAUCCACCCCGUCCCUCUCAAGACCUUUUUCAGGGACACAUGGGAAAAGAAACCUCUUCUCAUCAAACGACAUCAACCAGAAUACUACAGAGGGCUUUUCUCUACAGCAGAAUUUGACAGAGCUCUAAGAGAGAACAACGUCCAGUUUGGCGUGAAUCUUGACGUCACCAGUUACAUCAAUGGCAAACGAGAGACGUACAAUCCUCCAGGGAGGGCCCUGCCCUACACCGUCUGGAACUUCUAUGAGAGUGGCUGCUCUUUGAGGAUGCUGAACCCACAGGCCUUCUCUUCCACUGUCUGGAACGUGCUGUCCAUCCUGCAGGAGCUCUUUGGCAGCAUGACUGGGGCCAACGUGUAUCUGACGCCUGCGGGCACACAAGGCUUCGCCCCUCACUAUGACGACAUCGAGGCCUUCGUGGUCCAGCUGGAGGGAAAGAAGCACUGGAGGGUCUAUAAUCCUCGGACUGAAGACGAGGUGCUUCCAGUGCUGUCAAGUCCUAACUUCAGCCAGGCGGAGAUCGGUAAGGCGAUCCUGGACGUGGUGCUGGAGGCUGGGGACAUGCUCUACUUCCCCAGGGGCUUCAUCCACCAGGGGGACUGCCUGCCCGACGCACACUCCCUCCACAUCACCAUCUCCUCCUACCAGAAGAACAGCUGGGGAGACCUGCUCACUAAGGUGGUCCCAGCCGCUCUACAGGUUGCUAUGGAGGAGGAUGUGGAGUUUCGCAAAGGCCUUCCCCUGGACUACCUGUCUUACAUGGGGGUGCAGAACUCUGAUAAGGAGGAUCCCCGGCGUGCGGAGUUCCUGAGCCACGUGGGCUCUCUGAUGAAGAAGCUGGUGGCCUACGCUCCUGUGGACGCGGCCGUCGACCAGAAGGCCAGAGACUUCCUGCACGACUGCCUGCCACCUGUACUCACGCCAGCUGAAAAGGCAUCAUGUGUUCAUGGAGCUCCGGCGCGCUGGGAGGAUGGGGAGGCAUUGGGGAUGGCUGUUCACAUGCGGCCUCAGACCAAGAUACGCCUCAUACGCGCAGGGGUAGCAAGGCUCUGUAGUGAUGGAGAGGAGGUGUCUCUGUACCACACGGUGGAGAAUUCUCGUGUUUACCACCAGGAGGAGCUCAAGUCCCUGGAGAUCAGGCCAGAGCACACUGAUGCCAUGGAGUUCCUGCUGCAUUCUUAUCCCAAGUUUGUGACUGUGUCCAGUUUACCGUGUGACACAGCAGAAGAAAAGCUGUCACUGGCAGACCAGCUGUUUGAAAAGGGCCUGAUUCAUACUGCAGAUCCUCUCAAGUCAGAAUGACCUCUUUGAAUGUACUGAAUGCCUAUUGCUCAAUGUUUCCUUUUUCGUCAAUGGAUUAAGUGAUCUAAUCAUAGCUCAGUUUAUCUUCACAUCUGAACUCUUUCUUGGACAGGCAGCAUUUGUGAAGACACUUUUGUACAUGAAUGCCAACAAAAUAAAAAAUAAACUUUGAGUAUUUCAAUUAAUGCA
This is a messenger RNA of Engraulis encrasicolus (European anchovy), 1865 nucleotides long. RefSeq names its product ribosomal oxygenase 1 (gene riox1). The record is from RefSeq and is a predicted model, not a curated record. NCBI's taxonomy places the organism in Eukaryota, Metazoa, Chordata, Actinopteri, Clupeiformes, Engraulidae. Bases 42 to 1676 code for a protein of 544 amino acids. The transcript has 15 exons.